This is a messenger RNA of Strongylocentrotus purpuratus (purple sea urchin), 4402 nucleotides long. RefSeq names its product scavenger receptor cysteine-rich type 1 protein M130. The transcript is spliced from 7 exons. The record is from RefSeq and is a predicted model, not a curated record. The coding region runs from base 117 to 1364 and encodes 415 amino acids. NCBI's taxonomy places the organism in Eukaryota, Metazoa, Echinodermata, Echinoidea, Camarodonta, Strongylocentrotidae. Gene Ontology annotation, cellular component: membrane.
ACUAUACAGUCAGCGCGACGCCCAUCUCUAGGCUACGAGUACGACGAGGUAACAAGCCGUUUGGAAUGACAUUAACUUUUGCUAGCUAGCAUUAUAUCAUCGUAGACAGAACAGACAUGAUUGAAUGGAGAAUGGUGUCAUCAGUCUUCUUGCUACCAAUACUCUUAGUUUUGCUAGGUGCAACCCUAAGUCAAGGUGACUUACGGUUGCAAAAUAGUGAUUCUUAUUCCGGGAGACUGGAGGUCUUGUACAAUGGAGAAUGGGGAACUGUCUGUGAUCUCGACUUUGGAGAUGAGGAGGCAAGGGUUGCCUGCCGAGAGCUUGGCCUAGACACGACUGAAUAUCAGACCUUUGAUGCUUCCAAAUUUGGUGAAGGUAACGGGACAAUCUGGUUGGCUGAAGUCAACUGCAAUGGAUGGGAGUCAACCUUAGACAGCUGUGCCCACAACAGCUAUGGUGUACAUAGUUGCUCCCACUCUAUGGAUGUGGGUCUAACCUGUGGCGAAUAUGUAGAACCAGGUGAACUGCGCUUGGAGAAUGGUGACGACAGGUCUGGAAGACUAGAAAUCUUUUAUAAUGGGCAAUGGGGAACUGUUUGCAAUGACAACUUUGGGGAAGAUGAGGCAAGGGUUGCUUGUCAGCAGCUAAACCUGGACUCCUCAUCUAUCGAGCAAUUUGGUAGCUCCAAAUAUGGUGAAGGUACUGGGAUGAUCUGGUUGGAUGAAGUGAAUUGCAAUGGAAUCGAGUCGACCUUGGAUAGCUGUGCACACGAUCCCUAUGGCUAUCAUGAUUGUUCUCACUCCGAGGAUGUCGGUAUCUCAUGCGGGACAGAAGGAAACUCUGAGUCUGGCAAUCCGUUCUUGGGUGGUAUUGGACGAUGGAUGGGCAGUAUCGUGUUCGUCUGUGUUGCAAGUGUAGUUUGUGGUGCCUCCAUGUACAGACGGAGACAACUUUACUUGAUGCGUCAACAACAGGGUAAUAAUGGCACCAACAUGGUCCAUGUCCCCCCACCCAGCAACAACCCAGGAGCCACGCCUUUUCCUACGCAACCACCACCACAGCAAUCGGGUGAACCCCGACCAUAUCCAGUCCAGACGUAUUCACCCGCUUACCCGCCCGCAUCAACGGGAGGUGCUCCACCGGCAAACCCAUACCCUGUGCAGGCUUACCCACCUCCUGGGCAGUAUCCGACCCAGCUUCCUCCCGUUGAAGGAUCCGGACCCUACCCUCCACAGGGAGACGCUGCACCAUACCCAACCCCACAACCUGAGGAGACACCCCCAGCGUACCAGCUGCAGGGCAGUAACAUGCCUGAAGGAGACCUUCCCCCUCCACCAAGCUACAAUGAUAUCGUCAAGCAGUAGCAUUCAGAUUGUUCUCAUUGUCUCUCGUGAAGCCAUGUAAACUCUUUCUCGUGAGUUUUUGUAUCUUAUUUUCUUCAGGGACAGAAAUAUCAUUCCUCUAUGGAGAUGAACCAAAGAUCAUUCUUGAUAUAGGAUAUAGAACAGUUUGUAGUUAGCUUUAGUACAAAGGACACCCAAACGUCCACCGACCUUUCACAUAUGGAGACGUCCCACUUUAUGCAUUGUAGAAUAAUCACUGCCAAAGUGACGGAGGUGCUUCAUGAAUACCUUUCAUUUGCCUUCUUGAGAAGAAAUACUUCCACCUGUGUAUCAGAGAAUUUACCAUCGGUGAUUAUAUGAAUAGUGAUUACAUAACUUUCAUGAGCGCCUAUCCAGUAUUCGUCUCGAUGGGUUUUACAAUUUUGGUACAAAUGACCUUUAUCUGCCCAUAUAUAGAUGGUAUUCUACGCACUGGUUUAUUGUGUGAUGAAAGCCAGAAGAGGUUAACCCUCUGUUAUAUGAUAUUGGUUGAUCCCCUCUAGCUGUGCCUGUUGACCAAAGCCUACCUGUAUUCACACAUUGAGGCUGAAUAACUCAUUCAUUACAUUUUAUUUUAUAAAACAAAUGUACUUUUACAGUAUUAUACAAAGUAAAUUUUAUAUCGUGUAAUUGUUAUGUCACUAUAGCAAAUCAACAAAUUGCUCAUUACCGUCCUUGGUCAAUUCUUAUUCAUAAAAUUCCUUGAGAUAGGAUGUUAAAUUAUGUCAAGAAUACUAUUCAGAGUUGGGAAUUAAUGAGACAUAAAAAUAGACAACAGAAGCAUUGAAUUGACAGAGAUAAAGUUAUUAAGAUAUGUAUAUUAUGGAGAGAGGGGUGCAAGCUGUAAAAGAGGAAGCAUUUGCCUAAAACUUUGAGUAAUUGAUUUGUGCCAAGUUGUGUGUUCGAGAUAAAUAAUGCCUUUCUAUUUCAUAUUUUACCACCAUUUCACAGUACUUCAUAAUCAAUCUUAUGAAUGCCAUUUGCUUUAAUCACGUUGUGUGAUGAAUGAUCAUCAUUUAUUAUUAAUCAAAACUUACCAACCAAAAAUGUUAACAGUCAUGAAGAAUAUUGUUGAUUUUGUUGUCAGUAUAGGCACUGCUUGUCUUUGUAGAAGAAUUUGAAGUCAAGUUGUGUACUUUGGCUUUCAAGCAAAUGUAGUUCUAGAAACUUGGGUCAAUUAAUUUCUGAACCCCUUUGAAAUACUUCUUCUGCCAUGGUAAAAAAAUGAAUGCCUGACAUGUGACAUAUGACGAUAGUCAAGAAAACUAUGAUUUAAAUUUGGUUAGGGGAAAAUAUCAGAGUAGAAUAAAAAUUGUAUUAUCAACCACAUGAUAACAACAAACCCAAAGCUAUACAAUUUGCCAAUGUAUGUAGUUGUGUAUUAAGCUUACUACUUUACUUCAUGAUAUUCUCAAUGGCAUUCUAGGUAUAAUAUUUCUGCAGUCACCCUUUUUCAGUAUGAAGAGUAUGACACAUGUUCAGGUACUUUCCAAUCAUUACAUAUUUAUGCAAGUUUUGCUUGUAGUAAACUUCAGGGCAGUCUCAAUUUUAUCAUGGAAGAUUGCGCUUAAUAUGUGCUCGGACAUAUCCAAAGAGCAGUGAGUAUUUAACUGCUUUGAUUUCUCAUUUUAGGGCUAUUCCAAGUUAUUUUAGUAUCAGAAAUCGUGCCUUAUAGGCUUUCUACUUUAAAACAUUAAGUUAGAUCAUUUUCCUUUUAUUGGGGGAAGAGGUAUGUGCAACAAGUUGUGAUGACGUACUAUUUGAUAUGGUCUAUUUAUAUAUAUAGAUGGAUGUUUGAAAGUACUUAAACAAUUUAUUUUUAGUACCAUACAUGUAUAUUUGCUGAAGAGUUCUUAUUUGUAUAUAUCGGACUAAAGUAUAUUUAUCAAAUUACAAGUUUUUCACUUAAACUUCAUGAGGCUAAUAUGUUUGAACAGAAUUGUUAUAUUGCACUUGGAAUACAGGUGUAUAUAACAAAUUAUCAUGCUCUCUGAUUUGAAAGAGGGAUAAAAAAAAACUCAAAAAGAAUUCAGUAACUUAUAUUCACAUUUGCGGCUGAAAAGUUCUUAUUUGUAUUAUAUGGAACUAAAGAGAUGCACUGUCAUGUAAUUUCAUGAAAUAUGAAACUAAUGUAUUUUGGAAUCGUAUUGUAAUACUGCAAUUUAGACACAAGAAGUUGUUAUGCCUGUUUUUUAGCAUUAUUGUUUUAGUUUGAUUGUAAUGCACAAAUUAAUUCUUUGUUUAUUUUUUGUUUUUUGUUUUAGUGUUUUUAUUCAAAAGAAAAACUUAUACAAUGUACAUAUUAGGGAAGGGAUAAAUACAUAUAUAUCUAAGAAAAAGUGCAUCAUAAAAUUUAUCUCCAUAAUAGCAACUGAUCUACAGUGUACUACUAAAUAUGAAUGAACAAACAAAACUAAAUUCUUUGUUUAUUUUGAUGUGACCUCUUACAUGUGUGACCAUUGGAUAUUAUGGGUAUUUUAAACGUAAACAUAUAUUUCAGGUGUAAGCAAUAAACAGAAGAUACAUAUAUUUGUAUAUUAUAACAAUAAUAUUUUUGAGACGGCUCUUUUGUUGAGGCGGUAUAUUAAUCACUACUUAUAUGGGGAUGAGCCUAAGGUGAACCAUAAUUUUCACAAUGUUAUUUCAGGGAGUUGUGUAUUGCACAUUGCAUCAUUUCAUGUAGAUCUCUUCUUUCAAACAAAUUGUGUGUGAAUAUAGUCUAGUUGCAAACAAAAUUGUUUAUAUUCAUGUGAAAAAGAUUGUAUUGUUGUGAAAAAGAUUGUAUUGUUGUGAAAAAGAUUGUAUUGUUGUGAAAAAGAUUGUAUUGUAAUACAAUCCAAAUUAAUAAAUUUAUAAACUAUAUGACUAUUAAUUAAGUUUACGGUAUAAAGAGUAUAGGUGUUUGCUACAAUCACAACCUCUAUUACACAGAGCAAUUCUUUUUCCCACAUCAGAUGAUUGUAAAUAAUAAGUUAAAGAACACAACACCCAAAUACCAACAGCAUGCCUUGUGGACUGUU